CUAUCCCCUUAGAUUGUAAGGAGCUUUAUGAAGAUAGCAAGGCUUGUUCUGGGGUGUAUAACAUCUAUCCCUAUGGAACCAUUACUAGUCCUGUCCGUGUGUACUGCGAUAUGACGACAAUGGGCGGGGGAUGGACGGCUAUUCAAAAACUAGUUAACGGAUCCCUCAGUUUUGACGGGUAUUGGUCAGCAUAUAAAAAUGGCUUCAGUUCACCAGAACAAGAUGUCUGGGUUGGAAAUGACUUUAUCCAUCUGUUAACAAAAGAAAACUCGGCCCUGUAUGUGUCCAUUACUCUCCAGAAUGGUACAACGCUUUAUGAAAUGCUGUCUCCAACGAGGCAGGAAAAUAUAAACUCUUUCUUGCAGGACCUGCCACGUGAACUUUAG
Messenger RNA from Saccostrea cuccullata (small rock oyster), 386 nucleotides. Its product is annotated as microfibril-associated glycoprotein 4-like. NCBI's taxonomy places the organism in Eukaryota, Metazoa, Mollusca, Bivalvia, Ostreida, Ostreidae. The record is from RefSeq and is a predicted model, not a curated record. The transcript has 3 exons. The annotation marks the transcript as partial.